AUGGAGCGCGGCACGGAACCCGGGGAGACGGCAGAGCCCUCGGGACCCCGAAGGGAGGUCGCGCCGAGUUGGAAGGGCGCUCCACCGGGCUCGGGGUCUUACAAAGAGGGACCUCGGAGCCGGCGAGGGCGCGCGCUGGGGGCGCACCCCUUCCCAGGGGUCCCCCGCACCCAGCCGCAAGUUCAGCAAGUCGCCCCGCCCGGCGCGCCGCUGCGCCGCGUCCGGCAGCCUUUCUCUCGCUCUUCGGGAACGAGCGGCGGCGGCUCCUCUCCCACCCCGGGCCCCGCAGCGCGGGCGCCUCUGCCCGCCGGACCCCCGCCCCGCACGCCCGCGCUGCCCCCGGCCCCACCGUCAGCCCCCGAGGCGCCCCCCGGGGCGGCCCCUUCACCCCGGGACCGUCCUCGCCCAGGCCGUGCCCGGACACCACCCGCAGCCCGCGAGCGCGCGGCGGCGCCUACCGGGGCCGCCGCCUCGCCGCCCGCCGCUGCCCGGGGCUGCCCAUCGGCCCGGACUGUGCCGGCGCCGGGCUCCGGCGGGAGGCGGCCCGGACCCGCCGGCUGCGGCUGGAGCGGUCGGCCUGUGCUCCGGCGGGCGGGCGGGGGCGCGGCGCCGCUCCUCCUCCGUCGUCGUCCUUCUCCCGCUCCGCCGGCUCCUCCCGGGCUCCCGGUCUGCCGCGCCGGCUCCCGACACCGCCGCCCGCCCGCCCCGCGGCACCGCCCCCCGCCCGCUCCGCGGCCUCUCAUUGGCCGCCGCCUGCAGGCCCCCUCGGCCCCGCCCCGCCAUUGGGCGCGGGCGCCGUCCGUCCCACCGCCCCGCGGGGCUCCGGGCUCAGCCGGUGCGCGGUUCCCAGGCCCCGCGGCGCGCGAGAGCGGUGAGUCCCGGAGGGCUUCGGACGUCUUUCCCCGGGCUGCGGAGCGCGGGGCCGCGGCCGGACGACCUCGACGGAGGUGCCGCCUACCUGGUCCCGCGCCCCGGGAAGGCCGGCGCCUCCCUCCGCGGACUCGUUUCCCCUCCGGCUGCGAUAAGUUAAAACCCCGAGUCCGCCCCCUCGCGCCGUCGCGACCCUGCCCGGCCCUCCAGCCUCCGGAGCUGGGAGAGACGCGCCGCCCGGCGCACGGGUCCCCGCGCCGCCGGAGCCCGAGUGUCGCCGGCCGAGAGGACACAGCCGGCCGCGGGAGCUGCGCGGGCACCUGCCCCAAGACGCGGCAGAAUCGCCGCCGAGGCCGGAGCCAGCCCAGUCGGCCGCCUCACUGUGUCCAGAAGGGGACUGCAGGAGGGGCGAGAUCCGGCUGCGUGCGGCCUGGGAGGGCGCUCCCGGACUGCCCAGGCCGCUCCCCAGCUGCGUGCGGACCCCGGAGGUCGCCCCCGGCCGCCCAGGCGGUGCCCCACUGUGUGCCGGCCUGGGAGGGGGACGUCCCAGGACCGCCCAGACGGUGCCCCUACGUGUUCGGCCCCGGGAGGGCGCCCCGGGACGACCCUGGCAGAGAGCCCCUGCCCCCGGAGCUGGGGUAG
Messenger RNA from Enhydra lutris kenyoni (northern sea otter), 1512 nucleotides. Its product is annotated as basic proline-rich protein-like. NCBI's taxonomy places the organism in Eukaryota, Metazoa, Chordata, Mammalia, Carnivora, Mustelidae. The transcript has 3 exons. Bases 1 to 1512 code for a protein of 503 amino acids. The record is from RefSeq and is a predicted model, not a curated record.